UUGACGCAAUCCAAUCAGAACUUACGCAUGUGCUAUAACCUCAAAACAUCAGCUGUUCUCGAAUGUUGUUUAUCAACAAAUUUUAGUUGUUAUUCAUGAACACAUCAGUUUAGUGAUGAAGAAGUUCAAAAUUAAACACAAAAACUCAUAACUCUCAAGUUCGAAUGAAGUGUUAAGUUCUUUGUUUAAUAAUAUAAGAAUGAACUACGUCUAUAACCUAAAAAUAGUUCUUUUUACGUUCUUUACGUUAUGUUAUGCAGAUCUAAAUCCUGUGAUAUUAAUACCUGGUGAUGGAGGAUCUCAGUUAGAAGCAAAAUUAAACAAGAGCAAUGUUAUACAUUAUAUUUGCCAAAAAGCAACUAAAGAUUACUUCAACAUAUGGUUGAACAUGGAAUUAUUAGUUCCGCUUGUCAUCGAUUGUUGGAUUGAUAAUAUUAAAUUAAUUUAUGAUAAUGCAACAAGGACCACAAGGAAUCCUGAUGGUGUUUCUAUAAGGGUUCCUGGGUUUGGAGGUACAGAAGCAGUAGAAUGGCUAGACCCGAGUCAUGCAUCUACGGGAGCAUAUUUCAAUGACAUUACAAAUACACUUGUUAGUUUAGGUUAUACAAGGAACGUUAGUAUUAAGGGAGCCCCAUACGAUUUUAGGAAAGCACCAAAUGAAAAUAAAAGUUAUUUUGUGAAACUGAAGAAUUUAAUUGAAGAAACUUAUGAAGCAAAUAACAACACCCCAGUAAUGAUCAUAGCACAUUCGAUGGGUGGUCCCAUGUCCUUGUAUUUUUUAAAUUUGCAGAAUCAAGCAUGGAAGAACAUGUACGUUGCACGUUUAAUCACUCUUAGUGGGGUCUGGGGUGGAUCAAUGAAGGCUGUGAAAGUUUAUGCUAUAGGUGACGACUUAGGGUCAUAUGUUUUAAGGGAAAGUGUAAUGAGAGAGGAACAAAUUACAUCUCCAAGUUUAGCCUGGCUUUUGCCAUCUAGAUUGUUUUGGAAACCAAAUGAGGUUCUGGUACAAACUGAAAAGAAAAACUAUACACUAAAUGAUUUGCAGGAUUUCUUUACGGGUAUAUCUUUCCCGGACGGAUGGGAAAUGAGGAAAGAUACAGAACCGUAUCAAUUGAAAUUUAAAUCUCCUGGUGUUGAGGUUCAUUGUUUAUAUGGCUUUAACGUUAGUACUGUUGAAAAGUUAUAUUAUAAGCCAGGUACUUGGUUAGACGGCUACCCAACUCUUUUAAAUGGGGAUGGCGAUGGAACAGUAAACUUAAGAUCAUUGGAAGGUUGUAAAUACUGGCAGACAAUGCAGAAAAGAAAAGUGUACAUAAAACAAUUACCAAAAGUAGAUCAUCUGCAAAUUCUACAUGACAAAAGUACACUGCAAUAUAUCUCUAAUCUAGUACAAGAAUCUUGAGUAGUAAUUAAGGAAAAUAUGAAGAUUUAAAAGUAAAACUAAUAUAAUGAUUAGUUGUUUAAAAAUGUUAAUUGACUUAAAUUUUAAAAUUAAAAAU
This is a messenger RNA of Anoplophora glabripennis (Asian longhorned beetle), 1499 nucleotides long. Its product is annotated as group XV phospholipase A2-like. The record is from RefSeq and is a predicted model, not a curated record. The transcript is spliced from 5 exons. Gene Ontology annotation, biological process: lipid metabolic process. Bases 200 to 1402 code for a protein of 400 amino acids. Lineage: Eukaryota; Metazoa; Arthropoda; Insecta; Coleoptera; Cerambycidae.